Messenger RNA from Dentiscutata heterogama, 801 nucleotides. The record is from the annotation of a GenBank genome assembly. NCBI's taxonomy places the organism in Eukaryota, Fungi, Glomeromycota, Glomeromycetes, Diversisporales, Gigasporaceae.
AUGUCUGGUUUUUUUUCAAUAGAUGACAUUCGAGUAGUAAUUUCCAUAGAUUUUGGAACUACGUUCUCUGAUGGCAAAGCUUACGGAAAGUUCAAAACCAACACUGUUCUUCGAUAUGAUGAUGAAUUCGAUAAAGUUUUGGCGUGGGGUGCUGCAGGUUUAGCAAAGAAUCCUAACAAUAAAAAAAAAAAUGCGAAUACAUCAAAACCUGUAGAACUAUUCAAACUUGCUUUGGGCAAUUUAGCUGAUGAUCUAAAACCAGAUCUUCCACCAAAACUUCACAUUCAAAAAGAAGAAAGGCAUAAAAAAGCCAUUACUGAUUAUCUAGAAAAAAUGGGUAUAUCAUUCUUUUAUUCAAAUAUUAUCUUUACCAAACUUAGUGUCAUUAACAGUAAAUUUAUUUUACAAUUUAUAUUAGGAGAGGUGAUUAAACAAAGGGUUAAAAGUCAUUGGGAUAUAGAUUUUUAUGAAAACACACGACUGAUUUUUACUAUCCCAGUCGCAUAUUCUUAUAAAGCAAAAAAGGUUAUGCGUGAAUGUGCAUUCAAGGCAAACUUGAUUGCCAAUGUUGAUUCGGAUAAAUUACAAUUUACCACAGAACCUGAAGCCGCCGCUAUAUAUUGCAUAACAAAAAAGAGUUUAAAAGAUAAUUUUCUCAAUGGAUCAGAAUCUAGUUUCUUAAUUGUUGAUUGUGGAGGUGGAACAGUUGAUUUGACUACACAACGUGCCGGAGAUUUCUGCGGAUCUACUUUCAUCGAUAAAGAAUUCUUGAAAUUUCUUGGUAGAAUUGUUGGCCAAAAU